Eptesicus fuscus (big brown bat) is the source of this 2984-nucleotide messenger RNA. It is a transcript of the gene GK5, whose product is annotated as glycerol kinase 5. Gene Ontology annotation, molecular function: glycerol kinase activity. Bases 89 to 1690 code for a protein of 533 amino acids. The transcript has 16 exons. The record is from RefSeq and is a predicted model, not a curated record. NCBI's taxonomy places the organism in Eukaryota, Metazoa, Chordata, Mammalia, Chiroptera, Vespertilionidae. Gene Ontology annotation, cellular component: mitochondrion. Gene Ontology annotation, biological process: glycerol-3-phosphate biosynthetic process; triglyceride metabolic process; glycerol metabolic process.
GGCCUCUCGGGCGGGCGCGCCGGGCGCUGAGGUGCUGGUGUUUGUGGCGCCCGCGGGCCGGCGGCUGAGGCGGAGGCUGGCGGUCGGGAUGCCCGGGCUGCCCGCCGCCCCCGAGCAGGGGCGCCCGGAGCCGAGCGCGCCGCGCCCGCACACGGGCUUCGUGCUGGGGCUGGACGUGGGCAGCUCGGUGAUCCGCUGCCACGUCUAUGACCGCGCAGGGCGGGUCCGUGGCUCCAGCGCCCAGAAGGUCGUAAGUCUUUGUCCUCAAAUUGGCUGGGUUGAAAUUGAUCCUGAUGUUCUCUGGCUUCAGUUUGUUGCUGUAAUAAAAGAAUCUGUCAAAGCUGCAGGAAUAGAGAUGAAUCAAAUUGUUGGCCUUGGCAUUUCAACACAGAGAGCAACUUUUAUUACAUGGAACAAGAAAACCGGAAAUCAUUUUCACAACUUCAUUAGUUGGCAAGAUCUGAGAGCUAUUGAACUUGUAAAAUCUUGGAAUAGUUCUCUCAUAAUGAAGCUAAUACACAGUUCCUGCCGAAUGCUUCACUUUUUCACUAGAAGUAAACGAUUUUUAGCAGCCAGUUUGUUCACUUUCACAACCCAGCAUGUUUCUUUGAGAUUAUCCUGGAUUUUACAGAACCUGGUUGAGGUACAAAAGGCAAUUGAAGAAGAAAAUUGCUGCUUUGGGACUAUUGAUACGUGGUUGUUACAUAAGCUCACAAAAGGUUCUGAAUUUGCCACGGAUUUUUCAAAUGCCAGUACCACUGGACUUUUUGACCCUUAUGAGAUGUGUUGGAGCAGCUUCAUUACUUCUCUGCUUUCAAUACCACUCUCUCUCCUGCCUCCUGUGAGGGAUACAAGCUUCAAUUUUGGAUCCGUGGAUGAAGAGAUAUUUGGUGUGCCUAUACCAAUAAUGGCCUUGGUGGCCGACCAGCAGGCAGCCAUGUUUGGAGAGUGCUGCUUCCAGACGGGAGAUGUGAAGCUGACCAUGGGGACUGGGACGUUUCUGGACAUCAAUACUGGAAGUAACCCUCAACAGAAUGUUGGAGGUUUUUAUCCGUUGAUUGGAUGGAAGAUUGGACAAGAGGUUGUAUGCUUAGCUGAAGGCAAUGCAGGAGACACUGGUACUGCCAUAAAAUGGGCUCAGCAAUUAGAUCUUUUCACAGAUGCUUCUGAGACUGAAAAAAUGGCCAAAAGUUUGGAAGAUUCUGAAGGGGUUUAUUUUGUUCCGUGUUUUAGUGGUUUGCAGGCUCCAUUAAAUGACCCCUGUGCAUGUGCCUCUUUUAUGGGUUUGAAGCCUUCCACUAGUAAAUACCAUCUUGUACGAGCAAUAUUGGAGUCCAUAGCUUUCAGAAACAAGCAAUUAUAUGAGGUGAUGCAGAAAGAGAUCCAUAUUCCCGUGACAAAAAUCCGGGCAGAUGGAGGAGUUUGUAAGAACAGUUUUGUCAUGCAGAUGACUUCAGACCUGAUUAAUGAGAAAAUAGACAGACCUGUUCACCUGGAUAUGUCGUGCCUCGGUGCAGCUUCUCUAGCGGGCCUUGCUGUUGGGUUUUGGACUGACAAGGAGGAACUAAAGAAACUGAGACAAAGUGAAACAGUUUUCAAGCCACAGAAGAAAUGGCAGGAAUAUGAAAUGAGUAUGGAAAACUGGGUGAAGGCAGUGAAACGCUCCAUGAAUUGGUAUAACAAGACAUAGCACCAAACAGAAUGGCUGAAACCACAGAUGGCUGCAUGUGACAUGCAGAUGAGACAAGCUCAGGAAUGCCAAUACAAUGGGGACUGAGAGAUUUAAAAUGAGCUUUGCAACUGGAGAGAAAAAACACUGAUUUUUUUUUAAAACAACAAUAAACUAAUUUUUUAAAACCUCCAAUUUUUUUACCCAAACCUUGGAAAGAUUCUAAGGCAGCAGUACCUCAAAACUUUCUAUCUUCUGUUUUGUAGCAAAAUUCCAAAGGACAUUAAUCAUUAGAAAUCAUAUUUUAACAGUUAAUAAGUCUUCCUUUUUAAAAUACUAGGUCUAUGGUACAUAUGAACAUAAUUUUUUACUAUCCAAAUCAAUAGUUCUAGAUCAAGAUCAUUCACAUUUUGUUCCAAAAUUAUAUGAAAAGUAUUCUAUAUGUAAAAAAAGAAUAACUGAAGAAUUGUGGAAUUUUGAAACAUUAAUAUUUUUUUAAAGCCAUAAUUAUUCAAUGUUGUAUCCAAAUACAAGCUCGAUGUGUUUAUCUCGGAUAAGCUUGUUAGUCAGUUUUUCUUUAUUGAGUUUAAAGUCACUGCCUUAAUUUUUCCUUGUUUAGUCAAUACCCGAGCAUUAUUUAUAUAUUAAAAAUACUGAAACUUAGGGUAUUGAUUCCUAUGGAACAAGAAAAUACUAUAUUUUUCUUCUUAAAUAGUAUUUCUUUCAAAAAUUUCUGGCUAAAGUAUAACAUCCCAUUAAAAAAACACACAUCAAAAUGUAGGUAUUAAGUAUAAAUCUUGUCUUCUGUUUUUGUUUUUAAUCUUUCUUAGUUGUUGAGAUGUCUGCAUAAAUGUCAUUUGUUUUUAUUAAGUGCCUAAUUGACAGAGCUUACUUUGAAGAAAGUGCCCUAAUUUACCAGUGACAUAAUAAUGGCUUUCAUUGGGUAUUUUACUUGUCCAGUUAUCUUUUUAAUUUUGGUCUGUCUUUUCCUCUCUGAGACAUGCAGGGGUAGCGGCAGAAGUCCGAGAUGCACUGAGAAGAGCAAGACAGUUCUCUGUUCUCCAGCUUUCUUGAUAGAAGAGUAGAGGGGUGAGCGUUGUGAGUAGCUUCAGGCCAGGAGUAAAAUUGCCUUAAGGCAGUUGAUCACCUUCCUUCUCUCAGAUGAUUUGCCCCUCCUUACUUUUGGGCUAGGUUCCUGUUAGAUUGGCGGCGGUGAUGAGAUUCACUUCCCUACCGGUCGGCUUUAUCACAUAAAGUCCCAAGCCUAGCUGUUUAAUAAUAAUGUAAUUGUAGAAGUGACUGUUACAGGAAAUUU